Varanus komodoensis (Komodo dragon) is the source of this 2675-nucleotide messenger RNA. Its product is annotated as fascin-like. Gene Ontology annotation, cellular component: filopodium; actin cytoskeleton; lamellipodium. Gene Ontology annotation, molecular function: protein-macromolecule adaptor activity; actin filament binding. Gene Ontology annotation, biological process: actin filament bundle assembly; establishment or maintenance of cell polarity; cell migration. The coding region runs from base 972 to 2510 and encodes 512 amino acids. The record is from RefSeq and is a predicted model, not a curated record. Lineage: Eukaryota; Metazoa; Chordata; Lepidosauria; Squamata; Varanidae. The transcript has 8 exons.
GCUUUUUGCGACAGGACGGCAUAUAAAUAUUAUAAAUAAAUAAACUGGCACUACUGCCCAGUAGUUGCCCUUCAGGAGAUUCUGUGCCUCCACCAUGAGAGAUCAAUUCUUGUCUGAUGAUGUGACUAUUCUUGCUGAAAAGUGUGGAAGCAUCUUAGUCUGGCUCCACUUUGAUAAAUCUGCCUGGGGUGACCCUGCUAAGAGACCAGCCCAGUGGAAGAGUCUGGCCUCCUGGUGGCAUCAUUCUCAGCUUCUCUGACAUUCUCAAUCCUCAGCGCAGGGAAGUAGAAACUCAACAUUUGGUAGUAAUGGAGCUGUCAGAUGUUAUUUUUUUCUCCGUGUUUGAGGAAGAGUGCUUCUGCAAAGCCACAAAGUUCUUUGAACCCAUGUGCUAAGUCCUCCCUUGGGGAAAAAGUCCUGGAGGUGACAAACCUUUCACCUCUUCCUUUGAGCCUCUACUUUGUUGUAAAUGCGUGUUGCCUGUAACUGGUGGAUUUUGCCAUUGCAAUGCAUCUAGUGCUGUCAUUGUCAGAGGGAAGAUCUCUGCCACUAAAUUGUACUUAGAGAUUAUAAAUGUUUGGAAGAUAAUCAGGAGUAGAUUUUGUAUGGAAGUACUGUGACCUCCUGAUCCUUUCCAGUUCAGUUCUGGUACCCAGAAAAUGUUCCUGAGCUCAUAAUUUAAUUUAAUUCUUAAUGUACCUGGCUCCCCACCACCCACUCACCCACCCAGCAACCCCCAGUGGCUCUCAGAAUUCUGGUAACAAAGUAGAACCUGGAAGCUUGAGGUCUUCCCAGCCUUUCAGAUUCUGUCUUGGAUGAGAAACUUCUGUAGGUGGGGCUGGAUGCUGAGCAGUGGGGCUUGCUUAGUUGCUAAGCACCCUCUGUGAUCUCAAAUGCCCAGGAUUAAUCUGAAGUGGCCCAGCUAGCUCACCUGAAGAACUGGUGCUGUUCAAGCCUUCCUUUAUGCCACCAUGACUGUCUCGCUAGAAUUUGGCCUUGUCAAUGCAGCCAACCGGUACCUGACUGCCGAAUCUUUCCGCUUCCAGGUGGCAGCCACGGGCAAGCAACUGAAGCCCCGCCAGGUGUGGGUGCUGCAGUUUGUGUCCCCACAUGGAGCGGGGGCAGCUGGCCCAGGAGAAGGGGCUGGCCAGAAACUCCAUCUGAUCAGUGCCCUGAAGCGUUACUUAGCAGCGGACGCAAAUGGCAAAGUCACCUGCGACCAGGAUAAACCAGGGCCUCAGACCUUCUUCCUGCUGCAUCAGUAUCCAGAUGGCAAGGUGUCUUUGCAGAACGAGCAGUCCAAGCGCUACCUGGGGGGGGCAGAGGACAAUGUGACUUGCUUUGCCCAGGCUGCCACUGAAACCGAAAAAUGGACCCUGCACCUGGCAGUGCAUCCCAAUGUUGCAAUGUUCAGCCCCAACAGGAAGCGCUACGUGCGCUGCGACGAGAAGGCUGGGGUGCUGCGUUGUGAUCGUGACGUGCCCUGGGGGGCUGAAUCAGUCAUCACCAUCUACUAUGAUUUCAGAGGUCUGGAGGCAGAAGGCAAUGCUGACAGAAGGCAAUUUUCCCCAUACCUACCAGUGAAGAAGUAUGGAUUGAGGAACGGAGCUGGCAAACUCUUGGCUUCCAAUGGUUCUCUGGUGCCAGAAGUCACGCCACAAAGUUUGUACUCCCUGGAGGUGAGCGGUGGCUUAGUUGCCCUGCGGGAUGACGAGGGAAAGUACUUGACUGGGCGAGAGGGCAGCAUGAAAACAAUAAAGAUGGACAAACCUGGACGGGAUGAACUCUUCUCCAUGGAAUCCAGCCCUGCCCAGGUCUCACUGCGCUCCUCUUCUACCAACAAGUUCAUGUGCUGCAGGCCAGGUGCCGACCUCUAUGCCAAUGCCAUGGCCGUGGGCAACACAGAGAUCUUCCAGCUGCUGUUUGACGACGCCACAAAGAAGGUCUGCUUCCGUGGCCACUGUGGCACGUACAUGUCCCUGGGUCCCAAUGACUGUAUCAUCAGCAGCACCAAACAGGACAAGAACGUUUGGUUUGACCUCCUGUAUCAGGACCAGAAGGUGACGCUUCGUAUAGGAGAUAAAUAUAUAUCCAUGCGGCCCAAUGGGCAGCUCCUGGCGAUUCCCAAAGCAGCAGGUAAAUGUGAAGAUUUCCUGCUUCUGCUGGUUAAUAGGCCACUGCUGGUCCUACACAGUGAUGCUGGCUAUGUGGGGAUGUGUUCUGACUUGAAGCGGUUGGAAGGAAAUUGUGUCAGCUACGUUGCCAGCAGUCUCUCGCUCACUGAGGAAGGCUACUACAAUUUCCAAGUUGGUAGCAAGUAUUGGACCCUGGAUAAAGAUGGGCAAAUCCUCAUAACCGGCGACCAUCCCAGCAAUUUCUCCAUCCAGUUUGCAUCCUCUACUUGUCUUAUAAUCAAAGCAUCCAACAACAAGUUCUUUGUGGCUGAACAAGGAGGCAGAUUCUGGGCUGGGGCUCUGGAUGCAUCUAGUGCAACACUGUUCCAUUACUGAGGGCUUCUAACCCGGCUCUCUCUGCCAAUAAACGUCUGCUGCAUGGGAUCACUGAAUGCUUUCUUACUGCUCCUGCCCAAUUUGUUGUGGGACUACCCUUCACUAAGACUCUUGAAAAUUGCCCUGUUUCCAGGAACAUCACCGACUGGCUUUUCUCCACAUAAC